This is a messenger RNA of Salvia miltiorrhiza (redroot sage), 1835 nucleotides long. RefSeq lists its product as uncharacterized. NCBI's taxonomy places the organism in Eukaryota, Viridiplantae, Streptophyta, Magnoliopsida, Lamiales, Lamiaceae. Gene Ontology annotation, molecular function: protein-lysine N-methyltransferase activity. The coding region runs from base 119 to 1627 and encodes 502 amino acids. The transcript is spliced from 5 exons. Gene Ontology annotation, cellular component: nucleus. The record is from RefSeq and is a predicted model, not a curated record. Gene Ontology annotation, biological process: peptidyl-lysine monomethylation.
AAAAAUUUAUUAAUAUAUUAAAUCUUUAAAAUUAUUAGGCUAUACCAACAGGUCCAACACGCCGCCGCCAAGCUAAACUCUCACACUCUCACACGCCUCUCCUCAUCGCCUGAGCGCAAUGGCCGCCGCCAGAAAGAUGAGAGCAUUUAAACGGUGGAUGAAGGAUCAAGGCAUUGAGUGGAGCGACGCCCUUCUCUUCGCAACCGCCACCGACUCCUCGCAAUCGCCGCCAAUCUCCGUGGAGGCUUUGAGCGAUUUGAAGGAGGGCGACGUCGUGGCGAAGAUCCCUAAGCACAGCUGCCUCACCGUCAGGACUUCCGCCGCCAGCGAACUCAUCGAGGAGGCGGAGCUCGGCGGCAAUUUGGGCCUCUGCUUUGCCCUAAUGUACGAGAAGAUCCUCGGCGCCGAAUCGAAGUGGUUCGAGUACUUAAAGAUGCUGCCUACUUUCGAGCCCAUUCCGCUGCUCUGGUCACUCUCUGAAAUCGACUCUCUCCUCGCCGGCACGGAGCUGCAUAAGACAGUUAAAGAAGACAAGGCUCUGGUCUAUGAAGACUGGAAGGAAUGCAUACAACCCGUUUUUGAUUUGGAAUCUUUUAAGCUAAACCCGGAACUUUUCACUGUCGAUGAAUACUUUGCUGCAAAGAGUCUAGUUGCUUCCCGGGCAUUUCAGGUCGAUGAGUACCACGGUUAUGGGAUGGUCCCUUUAGCUGAUCUGUUUAAUCACAAGACAGCUGCUGAGGAUGUACAUAUAACAACUGAAUCUGAUAAUGACACUGACACUGAAAAGGAGGGUACUGAGUCUACUGACCAUGAAAAUGAUGGAGAUCACGAGCCCGUAACUCAUGAUUCUCAUUCAGAAGGAGGAUGUUUAAGUGGGAGUGACCUGGAACUUUCUUCGGGUUUAGGGGAUGAGUCUCCCUUCCUGGAAAUUAUCAUGAUUAAAGAUGUCAAAGCGGGAGCUGAGGUGUUCAAUACAUACGGACAUUUGGGCAAUGCAGCCCUUCUGCAUAGAUAUGGAUUCACAGAAGCUGAUAAUCCGUUUGAUAUUCUGAACAUCGACUUAGACAUUGUAGUCCAGUGGAGCUUAUCUUUGUUUUCAUGUCGUCAAAGUAAAAGAAGGUUGUCAAUCUGGACAAAGCUGGGGUACUCAGGAUGUGUCAGUGAAGAUUCCGAAUACUUUGAAAUCUCAUGUGAUGGGGAGCCUCAAGAUGAGCUGUUGGUUUUACUCUACAUAAUGUUGUUGCCCGAGGAUGAAUUUCAUGCACUUGAUCUAGCUGUGUCAGAUACAGGAGGAGAGGUAAAAGUAGCAGCAAACUUCCGGUUGUUGGAGAAGGAGAGCGUUCUGUGUAGCAAAGACUCCGAAGCGAGCAAGAAAUUGUUGCUGACACCGAGUGUAGGCGUGGCUCUUUGUUCCCUUGCUGAUGCUAGAGAAAGUCUCUACGGUCCGAAUUCUUUGGAAGAAGAUGUGAAAUCGUGUAAUAGGUGUUGUCGUGCAACUGAAGGCAAAUCGUAUCAUUCAUUGAUGCUGCGUAUUAGUGAGAGGAGGAUAAUUGAGAAACUCAGACGUUAUUCUGCAACUCUGGUAGCCGCUAAUGGAAGAAAGAGGAAAGGAACGGAGAUAGAAUAAUGCAGCAAAUAGAAGUAGCUGAAAGCAGAGUCAUUGCUUCAUGUUUAUUUAUUUAUGCCCAAAAAACUGGCAGUUUCUUGAGAUGUUGUUUCUUCUCUUUAUCAUUUUUUGACACAACCAUUUUGUGUGUUAGUUGCAUCUCUCUCUCAUGAAAAACUAUAGUGUUGGACGUUUUACAUAAGAAAAGGACUCGGAUUGGUAUUAGAAA